Micropterus dolomieu (smallmouth bass) is the source of this 3933-nucleotide messenger RNA. RefSeq names its product GTP binding protein 2a (gene gtpbp2a). Gene Ontology annotation, biological process: translational elongation. Gene Ontology annotation, molecular function: GTPase activity; translation elongation factor activity; GTP binding. NCBI's taxonomy places the organism in Eukaryota, Metazoa, Chordata, Actinopteri, Centrarchiformes, Centrarchidae. The record is from RefSeq and is a predicted model, not a curated record. The transcript is spliced from 12 exons. The coding region runs from base 217 to 2046 and encodes 609 amino acids.
ACUCAAAACUCGACGGUGCUGUUAUUGUUCGGUUUGAAGAGUUUGAGGGUGGUCGGCGCUUUGUUUUUAUUGUGGUGGGGCUGCACGCUACUACUAGCACGUUAAUUCCACUCAUAUACAAACACCUGCAUGCUGGGACCGAGGUAUAUUUUAAUAAUAUAGCAUCAUUUUUAUCCAGGUAGUGGUACGCUAACAAGUUAGGUCCCAAAACAGCUGAUGGAUGCGCGGGUAUCGGAGUUAUUUUGCUCAGGAAGCGGACAUGGCUCUGGAUCUCAAGGUGUCGCGUCCAACGUCAAACCGGGAAAUGGCUAUGCGGCAGCCCCCAAAAAGGCUUGUGUAAAGAACAACAAGAAAUCCAAAGCUCGAUUCUCCCGCAACUUCAAACCAAGCAAUAACACCCCAUAUCUACCUCCAGAGGCUGAAGAGGGAAACAUAGAGUACAAGCUGAAGCUGGUGAACCCCACACAAUACCGCUUUGAGCACCUGGCAACACAAAUGAAAUGGCGACUGCAGGAGGGUCGGGGCGAAGCCGUCUAUCAAAUAGGUGUUGAGGAUAAUGGCAUGCUAGUGGGAUUAUCAGAGGAAGAUAUGAGGACAUCGCUGAAGACGCUCCAUAAACUGGCAGAGAAAGUUGGAGCCGAUAUCACUGUCCUCAGAGAGCGAGAGGUGGACUAUGACUCUGAUGUGCCUCGUAAGAUUGCUGAGGUUCUCAUUCGCAAGGUGCCAGAUGACCAGCAGUUCUUGGACCUGCGAGUAGCUGUACUGGGUAAUGUGGACUCUGGCAAGUCCACUCUGUUGGGUGUUCUGACACAGGGUGAGCUGGACAAUGGACGGGGAAGAGCGAGGCUCAACCUCUUCAGACAUCUACAUGAGAUCCAGACUGGACGCACUUCAAGCAUCAGCUUUGAGAUCCUUGGCUUCAAUAGUAAAGGAGAGGUUGUGAAUUACAGUGAGUCCCGAACAGCAGAGGAGAUUUGUGAGAGUGCCUCUAAAAUGAUCACAUUCAUUGAUCUGGCGGGUCACCACAAGUACCUGAAGACCACCAUCUUUGGCCUCACCAGCUACUGCCCAGAUUUUGCUAUGUUGGUCGUCAGCGCAAAUACUGGCAUUGCUGGUACGACACGGGAGCAUCUUGGACUUGCCAUGGCCUUGAAGGUGCCCAUCUUCAUUGUCAUCAGUAAGGUGGACUUGUGUACACGGGCCACAGUGGAGCGCACUGUGCGGCAGCUGGAGCGCGUCCUCAAGCAGCCGGGCUGCAACAAGGUGCCCAUGGUCAUUGGCAGUACGGACGAUGCCGUAACUGCAGCACAGCAGUUUGCCCAGUCGCCCAACAUCACACCCAUUUUCACCUUGUCCAGUGUGUCUGGAGAGAGUCUAGACUUGCUGAAGGUCUUCUUCAAUAUCAUCCCUCCUCUCAGCAACAGCAAGGAGCAGGAAGAGCUUAUGCAACAGCUAACUGAGUUUCAGGUGGAUGAGAUCUACACAGUGCCAGAGGUGGGGACUGUGGUGGGAGGUACUCUGUACAGUGGUAUUUGCCGUGAGGGAGAUAAUCUUGUAGUCGGGCCCACGGACUUGGGCCAUUUCCACAAGUUGACCAUUGGCAGCAUCCAAAGGAACCGCUCUGCAUGCAGGGUACUCAGGGCCGGCCAGGCUGCCACACUCGCUCUGGGUGACUUCGACCGGUCGCUGCUACGCAAGGGUAUGGUGAUGGUGAGCCCAGAGAUGGAUCCUACCAUCUGCUGGAUGUUUGAAGCUGAGAUUGUGCUGCUCUUCCAUGCAAAGACCUUCCACAAGGGCUUCCAGGUUACUGUGCACAUUGGCAAUGUGAGACAGACCGCCACCGUGGAAGCUGUGUAUGGCAAGGAGGAGCUGAGGACGGGCGAGAAAGCAGUGGUUCUCUUCAAGUUCAUCAAGCACCCAGAAUACCUGAAGGUGGGAGCUAAGGUGCUCUUCAGAGAGGGCGUGACCAAAGGUAUCGGCCACGUCACCAAGUUGCAGCCCAUCGCCCAGUACCGGUCAUCCCAAAGCGAGGACGAUGAAGCCUAAAGUUUCUCGGAGAACCACAACAGAGAACACCGUCCCACCCAAAAACAAGGUGUUUUUUUUUAAACAACCUCCUGCUUUCUCCAAAGGCCGCCCUGCCCUGUUCCCUGCUCAGUAAAUCCCUAACACGGGGUUUUGUUGUUUUAUCACCCUGUUCCAAAGCCUUGUCACCAUCCUCCUCAUUUUUCCCCUUCAGCCUUUUAAAUAACUGUUGACGUUUUAGUCUCCUUUGUGGUGUUGGGUGUUGCUCUUUAUGGCACUGAUGAGAGGAUCCCUCUCUGUAACACAUUCACUUAGCAACAUCUACCGAAGUGUUACUGACUGUCAAGAACACAGAGUUGCAAUGGACAGAUAAAUAAGUGGUAACUAGGAAAUUGCUUUCUCACGCCAACGUCGAAGUGCUACUUACACAGUUUACACCUAAAUGCACUCCUAACACACCCUUCGAAACAGACUCACCCAUACACUUGCACUGAAACAUAAACGCCAGUGUUGAUAUACUUUGGCAGAUAAUCGUUUACAAACUCAACAGCUGCAACUUGUAUGAGAUGCUCGGACAUUCAGGUGUAAGCCUAUCACAUCACCGAUGUCAUUCCUGUCACCACCCUCAUGGCAGCUUGUCUGUGUUACCAGCAUAAUGCCUGAAUGAAAAGGACAAGCCUCUGAUAUCACUGCAUUUGAAUACUCUUCAAUCAUACCCCUUUCUUAGUAAGCGCUAAUGAAUUAUGUGAGACAGUAGUAAAAGCAUUGAGAUACCUUCACAGCUUGUCAGUUGUAUACAAGCUAAACCAUCUUUCUUCAGGCUAUAGUGCCGACAAGGGCAUUGCAAGGUAUGCAAAGAUAGAACUUGACUCAGUUUGUAUGUCAGCCUGCCAAGAAAAUUCACACUGACAAAUCCCUUUGUAACUGGUUUUAUGUCACAUAUGUCUGUGAGAAUUCAGUUUCUUUAUCCACAAAUAAUGCCUCACGAUAGUGCAGUGAGAUGGCAAUGAUCUUGCUGCCUACGUUUUAAGUGCUUUAGUUACUCAGGUCAGGUGUAGAUAUCUUAUUAGACAGCAUUCCACUCUCACAUAACUACUCCAUUGGAGGUUUCUGUUGCCGACUUAGGGGGCAAUGUUUGAGGGACAAAAAGAUAAGGGUGUUUCUCCCAAAGAGUAUGUGAAGCUACGUACUAAGGCACCUUUGUUUAAAAGCAAUUAUGUUUGGGGUACUUGAUGUCGUACCUUCACUUAAGUUACUGAUGCUACUAACUAUUGAAGGGGUUUAACACAGUGCCUCAUGGAACUACUGUUUGAGUGGCCUUCCAUUACACCCCAGAGUUUUACAACUUGGUAGGUCUAAUUAAGGUGGUGCUACUCCUUGAAACAGCUUUUAUUUUAUAUUAAGAUGAUUUUGAAAUUGAUUGUUAAUCGCUACUCUGUUCAAGGCUGCUGUUGGUCUUAUCAUGUCUUAUAGCAUAUUGAUGUGAUUUAUACAUUGACUGUUGUCCCACUGACUCAUAUAGCAAGGAUAUAGAGGACAACGGAAAUGUGUGCCCCGUUUAGAUGCACCCACGUUGUUGUUAUGCACAGUUCGUAUGCAAGAGAGGAAAAACUAAGACCACAUUUCAACCAAAAUAUUUUGUAGCCUUUAUGAAGAGUUCUAUCAGGUGUUUGUUUUAAUGCAUCUGAGAAGUAUUUUAUAGCUUUCUUGUAGUUCCAGAUUUUACAUCAUUCAGUUUUCACUGGUUUCGCAGUCUUCUUAAUGAUUUUUUGAAAUCACGUUUAUGACCCGUUUUCCUUUUUAAUUGAAAGUGUACUAUUUUGAUUAGUUGGGUGAAAUGCAAUAUUUAUGUACAGAUCUAAUUUGUGUAUCAUGAUGUACAUGAAUAAAACUUUUAUUGUGUCUUUC